Penicillium longicatenatum is the source of this 2061-nucleotide messenger RNA. RefSeq lists its product as uncharacterized. The record is from RefSeq and is a predicted model, not a curated record. Bases 1 to 2061 code for a protein of 686 amino acids. Gene Ontology annotation, biological process: DNA-templated transcription; regulation of DNA-templated transcription. Lineage: Eukaryota; Fungi; Ascomycota; Eurotiomycetes; Eurotiales; Aspergillaceae. Gene Ontology annotation, molecular function: DNA binding; DNA-binding transcription factor activity, RNA polymerase II-specific; zinc ion binding. The transcript is spliced from 3 exons.
AUGCACAGAAUACAGAAAGCAUCUGCCAACGACAGUCAUGGUGGGGCAUUACAUACACAAAGCUCUAAGAUCGGUGCGCGGUCCUGCCUCGGCUGCCAUCAGCGUAAGGUCCGAUGCGAUCGAGGAGUCCCAUGCAAAAACUGUUCAAGAUAUAGUGUCCCAUGCAUAUACCCAAGAAGGGAGUCUGAGGGGAAGCCUACUACUGUUCAGCGCAUCUCCGACAGGCUCGAGCGUCUGGAAAAUAUCAUAUCUCACGCGAAAGUCCCGGGACCCUCGAAUGCAGAAGCUGAAGCUCCGAAUGACGGGGGUCAAAAGAGAUCAGCAACUACACAAUCUUCACAUGAGCCAUGGGAGCUGCUGCUGAAUGAUGGACAAGCUAUUCAAUACGUCAAUAAUUCAAAUAUUAAAGAUCUUCUGCAGGAUGAAGAGCGGAUUCGGGUCACGCAGACACCUCACCUUGGCCAAACUUCCCUGGGAAAAGAGGCAGCAUCAAGCGCUUAUACGACGCCUCGUCAAGAAUGUCCUCUUCCAGACACUGCUUCUGACAUCUUGGAGUUCUACCCUGGCCCAGAAUUGGCACUUCAGCUAUGGGCAAUAUACGUCCAGUCUGUCGAUCCCGUGUUGAAAAUAUUGCAUAUACCAACCGCUCAAUCUGCUGUCAUUGCCACAAUUUUGAAUCCAAAGUCUGCAGGGCGAUCCAUGGUAGCGUUGACAUAUGCUAUAUAUUUUGCUGCAUUAACUGCACUGGAAGAUGGUGCCGGGGAGACCACCCUUCCUCUAGAGAAGAAAGAGCUUUUGAAGCGCUAUAGGCUCCCACUAGAGCGGCUUCUCAUCGACACAGAUGUUAUGAAUAGUCCAGAGAUGACUUCAUUGCAGGCUCUCGCCAUUUUUGUCACUUGUCUACGGGUGAAUGAGACUGGUCGAAGCAUAUGGAUUCUGAUUGGACUAGCAAUCAGACUAGCACAAUCCAUCGGAUUACAUCGCGAUGGCGCCCGUCUUCGUCUGAGCCCUUUUGAAACAGAAAUGCGUCUCCGCCUUUGGUGGCAUCUUUGCUCGCUCGACUCCCGAGCUCCGGAGGACCAUGGUUUUGAGCCCGUGGUCGACGUGGUGAAUGCCAACUUGCGACUUCCUCUGAACAUUAAUGAUGAUCAACUCUACCAAAGUAUGACGGAACUCCCAGCCGAGAGCGACGGCUGGACAGAGAUGUCAUUUUUCCUCGUUCAAACAGAAGCAUGCCGGCUCAUGCAUCCAGUUAUUGGGACUCGACGACACAGUUCCACGGAUACGCUUGCUGAUAUUGCAGAAAAGCGAAACUUCCUCACAGAGCGCGGUGAAGCCUUGAGGAACAAAUACGGUUUUCAAUCUGAAACGCCUAGUGAGCUAUGCCGUGUUGCAUUCCAGCAUUGCAAUACCGCUCGCUACAAGAUGAACUUUAUACUCCAACUGCGAGAGGAGUUGGUCACUCAAAAGCGGGAUAGCUUACAGAGCGAGGAAGACAGCGUCCACAGGCUAUCAUUCAAAAUAGCAUGCGACGAGCUAGAAAGCCAUCGCACGUGUACAAAAGGCAGCCUUGCUUCUAGGUUCAAAUGGCUGUUUCCCGCAUUCACGCAGUGGUACGCACUGGCCUACGUUUUACGUUGCCUAUGUACCUCGUCCAGUAUUCCUAACGCUGAUUACGUCUGGUGUCUGAUUGAGGACACUUUCCCUCAAUACAUGCGGCAUAAUGAUCAAUCGGCCACCGCGCAGGACGCCAAUAAGCAAUCCACAAUUUGGAAGUGUCUGUCCUGGUUAAGACAUCAAGCUUUACUUCUGAGGAACUCACAGCCCUCGGUUGGAGGUCGGAAUGCUCAAAGUGUUGGGCUCGAAACAGGUCAGAUGGAAGCUCAAACGAUUCCCUCUCGGCAGAAUAUAUUCAAUCGCAAUGGUGACCCCAUACCCAAGUCCGACCAGAAUCCUGUCUCUUCUUUGGACUUUCUGUCGUCAGAUCCUCAAUUUCUAUCCGAUUGGAAUGCUGUUAUGAACAGCUAUCUGAUAGAUGGAGAUGAAAUGAACAUGAUGUGA